Molecule: messenger RNA, 933 nt
Organism: Mesocricetus auratus (golden hamster)
Lineage: Eukaryota; Metazoa; Chordata; Mammalia; Rodentia; Cricetidae
Product: olfactory receptor 5M3-like
Exons: 1
Coding region: 1-933 (310 amino acids)
Biological process (GO): sensory perception of smell; G protein-coupled receptor signaling pathway
Cellular component (GO): membrane
Molecular function (GO): G protein-coupled receptor activity; olfactory receptor activity; odorant binding
Source: RefSeq, a predicted model, not a curated record
AUGCCCAAUUUUACUGAAGUAACAGAGUUUAUCCUUCUAGGGUUGACUAGUUCUCCUGAGCUGCAAAUCCUCUUCUUUAUAGUUUUCUUGAUAGUCUACAUUGUCACCCUGCUUGGCAAUAUUGGGAUGAUCAUUUUAAUCAGGAUCAGCCCUCAGCUUAGCAGUCCCAUGUAUUUUUUCCUCAAUCACCUGUCUUUUGCAGACAUAUGGUUCUCUUCUAAUGUCACCCCUAAAAUGUUGGAAAAUCUGGUAUCUAAAGUGAAGACUAUUUCCUACCCUGGGUGCAUAGUGCAGUGUUUCUUCUUCAUUGCCUUUGUCCACGUGGAAGUCUUCAUCUUAGCAGUGAUGGCCUUUGACAGGUACAUGGCCAUUGGCAACCCUCUGCUCUACAGCAGCAGAAUGUCUCGGACUGUGUGUAUACGACUAAUCUCUUUCCCUUACAUCUAUGGCUUCUUUAUCAGUUUGAUCUCUACAUUGUGGACCCAUGGUUUGUACUUCUGUGGGAACAUUGUGAUUAACCAUUUCUACUGUGCAGACCCAGCUCUCAUCAAGAUGGCCUGUGCUGGGACCUUCAUUAAGGAAUAUACCAUGCGCACCUUGGCGGGACUCAAUUUCUCUUACUCCUUACUGGUCAUAAUUGUCUCCUAUAUAUUCAUCCUUAUUGCCAUCAUAAAGAUGCGCUCCACAGAAGGAAGGAAAAAAGCCUUUUCCACAUGUGGUUCUCACUUAACAGCAGUAACUAUAUUUUAUGGAACGCUUUUCUUCAUGUAUCUCAGAAGCCCAACUGAGGAAUCUGUGGAGCAAGGGAAAAUGGUAGCUGUGUUUUACACUACAGUUAUUCCUAUGUUGAAUCCCAUGAUCUACAGUCUUAGGAACAAAGAUGUCAAGGCCGCUAUGAACAAGGCCAUCAGUAGAGCAUUUUUAGAAAAAUAG